Molecule: messenger RNA, 1396 nt
Organism: Erythranthe guttata (spotted monkey flower)
Lineage: Eukaryota; Viridiplantae; Streptophyta; Magnoliopsida; Lamiales; Phrymaceae
Source: RefSeq, a predicted model, not a curated record
CUGUUUAAUUGUCAAUGAAUCAGAGCAUGCCACGUAGCCUUCCACCAGCACCACCACUUUACUCCGCUCUACACGAUAACUGCAGACGGUAAAAAAUUCCAAAUCGCCGCCGUCGUCGCCGGAGUAAAACUGUUGAAGAUGCAAUUCGCUACGGCAACAUUGUCUCCGCCGACACUAAUUUACGCUCCACGCAAACAGUUGAAUUUUUUCAACCCUAGAACUCCUAUUUCGCUUUCGGAAGGGAGAGCAGCAAAAGGUGUUGCUGUUAAAUCCGGUGGCCAAAAUCAAAGACACGAUCUAUCUCUUCGUGCGAAAACUGCGACGAGAUUCGGCGCUCGUCGGAAAUUCAUUUCCGUCACAAGUGCCGCCACAAGCGGCGGCGGUGACGGUCGUUCGGUACCGGAGUUGGACGAUAAUGCCAGGAAAUUACUGCAGGCUCUUCUUUGGAUCGCGGAGGGUGUUUAUAUCAUCUGGCUCUUCUUACUCCCCUAUGCUCCUGGAGAUCCUGUCUGGGCCAUCAGUUCGGAAACGAUAGACUCUCUCAUAGGCCUUUCUCUCAAUUUCUUCUUCGUUCUUCCUUUGUCGAACUCAGUCGGUAUUCACCUAAUUGAGGCACCAGUACUUCACCCGAUGUCUGAAGGAUUGUUCAACUUUGUAAUCGGGUGGACUUUAAUGUUUGCUCCUUUGCUGUACACUGAUAAAAGGAGAGAAAGAUACAAAGGAUCACUCGACAUUCUUUGGGGCUUUCAGAUGUUCCUCACAAACACAUUUUUAAUUCCUUACAUGGCUAUACGUCUGAACGAGGCUGACGAGGAAACCAAAACACCCAGAAAAAUCUCCAAACUCGGCUCCAUUAUGAUGAAAGGAGCGCCUGUUGUUGGAUUGGUCGGUGGAUUUGUUUGUUUGUUUUCGAUACUGUGGGGUGUCUAUGGGCGAAAUGGUAAUUUUGGUGAUUUGGCGCAAAGAUGGGAGUUUUUGGUAAGCUAUUUAGGGUCCGAAAGACUUGCUUACGCCUUUGUAUGGGAUAUUUGCCUGUACGUAGUUUUUCAGACGUGGUUGAUUGGAGACAAUUUACAAAACGUUCGGAAAGAUAAAGUUGGUUUGGUUCGUUUUCUAAAAUUUGUACCGGUAGUUGGCCUAACUGCCUACUGUCUCUGCUUAAAUGCUGAUAAUGAAUCAUAAGGCCGAGUACAUACAUUAUUCCAUCGAAAAAUUUCUUGUACAUUACAUUAUUCCAUCGAUUUUAAGUGAAUUAUCUAUCGGUUAUAUAUCAAUCGAAUAUCAUCGAGGAACUUCGAUUAUCAAAUAAUGACUGAAAAAACAUGUACGUUAUUGGCAACGGUACAUUCAAAUGAUCCAAGAAGAUGUGUAUGUUUUAGUUGUCAACAUUCAAGGC